This is a messenger RNA of Paramuricea clavata, 1029 nucleotides long. Lineage: Eukaryota; Metazoa; Cnidaria; Anthozoa; Malacalcyonacea; Plexauridae. The record is from the annotation of a GenBank genome assembly.
AUGAAAAGUAGUACGGAAAAGCAAGAUACCAUGACUAUAAUUAAGACGUCUAAUGACAGAUAUUCAAAAUCAUCCCUUACGUCUCCACAGGUACCCGCAGCAAAGCCAACGGCAAAACCUUCAAUUGAUAUAGUAAACGAUUAUUACCCUUUCGUAGAUUUUAAAAUCGUUUCGCCGGAUAUUUCACCCAAAGUUGACAGAAAGCAGGAUAUUUUCAUGAUCGUCUUAGUCAAUACUGCCGCAGGAGGCGACAGCUACCGAAAACGUCGCGAAGCUAUCCGACAAACCUGGGGAAAUCGAAGCAAUUGUGAACAACGUAAAGCUUUGCGAGAUGAAAGACUGAAAGAUUUAAGGUGGCUACUCGUAUUUGUUGUUGGAAAAGCAGGACUGGGAACGAACGAUGAUGAACUAAACAUGGCCGAAGCUAGACAACACAAUGAUAUGUUGAUAGGAAAUAUCACAGACAACUAUAUUAAUAAUGUUGUAAAGUUCUACAUGGGUCAAGUGUGGGCAAGUAAAUUUGAUAUAAAAUACACAAUGAAAACAGACGAUGAUGUUUAUGUGCGCAUACCACGUGUGUUGGAAUAUCUUGUCAAUGCUAAGUUUCCAAGACCAUUUUACGGAGGUUGGACGUACGCAGGAACUCUUGUGAAUCGCAAAAUCGGUGGAAAAUGGACAGUUAGUUGGAAAUAUUAUGGAGAAAAGGAUUGGCCUCGAUUUAAUCCUGGAGCAUUCUUUAUUCUGUCCAGCGACCUUCUCAAUAGAUUAUUUAACUAUGUCUAUGUAAGAAAACCGUUUCACACAGACGACGCAUAUGUAGGGGUGGCAAUGCGAGAUUUUGGGGUAAAAAUUACCACAAUCUAUUCGUUCCGUAUUGCGCCUGACAUGCCUCAAUUGAUACGGAGAAUGACAGAUUGUUACUUAAAGAGUCUGAAUGCGUUUGGACAUAGUUUAGACCCUGAAACAUCGAAGAUACUCGAUGGACGUCUACAAUCAAUUAUUUGUGGAAAUGCCACUAAUAAGUGUUAA